Pediculus humanus corporis (human body louse) is the source of this 720-nucleotide messenger RNA. Its product is annotated as protein takeout precursor, putative. The transcript has 4 exons. The record is from RefSeq and is a predicted model, not a curated record. Bases 1 to 720 code for a protein of 239 amino acids. Lineage: Eukaryota; Metazoa; Arthropoda; Insecta; Psocodea; Pediculidae.
AUGUCGGUGAAAACAAACAAUCGAAUCCAUUCUUACAUUCUGGAUUUUAUAAAACCGUGUUUGAAAUCGGAUCCCGAAAUAAAUACAUGCGUCGCUGGAAGCAUAUUACAUUUAAGAGAUCAUUUGAUAAAAGGGAUUCCGGAUUUAAACAUACCCACGAUUGAUCCACUUAAAAUACCCAGGAUACAAAUAGAAAAUGGACACGGAAGAAUUCGCGUGAAAGCCGUUUUUACCGAUUUGACCGUUUACGGUCCUUCGAAUCACACCGUUACCGGAAUAAGGGCAAACAUUGAAAAUUAUCGUCUGGAUGUUAGCGCAAAAGCUCCGAGACUUAUAAUAACUGGACAAUAUGAAGUUUUGGGUAACGUUUUGGUAAUAAAUAUAAGAAGCAAAGGAGAUUUCCAGGCUGUUUUCGAGGACGCAUCCGGAUUGGCUAAAAUGCAAGGGAAAGAAAUCGUUAAAGACGGUGUUAAAUACAUGAAAGUCGAUAGAGCCGCAAUCGAUUUUAAAGUUGGUAAAGCGAGAUUUAGAAUAAGGGAUCAUUCUCCAGGAAAUAAAGUCCUCAGCGAAGCCAUUAAUAAUUUUCUUAAUCAAAACUGGAAAGAAGUUUUGGAAGAAUUGAAAUACACCGUGUCGUCCGCGUUGGAAAAAUAUCUCAAACAAAUAUUAAAUACCGCUUUGUUAAAAGUACCGCUAAAUCUAUUUCUAGUCGACGAAUGA